Molecule: messenger RNA, 987 nt
Organism: Diutina rugosa
Lineage: Eukaryota; Fungi; Ascomycota; Pichiomycetes; Serinales; Debaryomycetaceae
Exons: 1
Coding region: 1-987 (328 amino acids)
Biological process (GO): maturation of SSU-rRNA from tricistronic rRNA transcript (SSU-rRNA, 5.8S rRNA, LSU-rRNA)
Cellular component (GO): nucleolus; small-subunit processome
Source: RefSeq, a predicted model, not a curated record
AUGGACGAGAUACUAAAACAGAUGGCGCUGGCGAUGGAGCAGGCGCAGCUGGUGGUUUCCGCCGUCGAAAUCGACCAGGACACACCCGAGUUCGUCCGGGAUAUCCUCGAUAAAACCGGUAAAACCGAAGCCGAAGGGGUAUCGCUUUUGCUGUUAAAGAACCAGGUGGUUCUAGGCUACGUGUCCAACGCCGUGCUCGCGGUGCUUGAGCACUUACAGCGGCUCGAUGGCGCCAGCUACGACGCGGCGCCCGUCGAGCGCACCGUCGUCCAGCGAGUGGCGAUGGAAAAGGGGGUGCGCCCGUUGGAGAAGAAGUUGGCUUACCAGCUUGAUAAGAUGCUUAGAACCUAUACCCGAGAACAUCAACGAGUGGUCGAGCGCCAGCAGCGCGCUCAGGACGCGGCUGAGGGCGACGCCACCACCGGUAAGGGUAGUGAUGUUGAAAGUGAUGGUAGCGACGCGGCGCUGGAUUCCGAGUCCGAGGACGAGCUCAAUUUCAAGCCCGACACUUCCGCCACUUCCGGCGCCGGCAAGGCCGGGACCACAUCCGACAAGUCUGACGGCAAGUACCGUCCGCCGAAGUUGGCGGCGGCGGCGUUGCCCACCACCGACAGCGGUAUUGACGAUGCUAAUGAGCCCAAGACCAAGAAGCUCCAGUCGAUGGAAGAAUACUUGCGCGAACAGCUGGACGCACCUCUGGUCGAGGCGCUGAUCGGGCUGACGAUCGUCGACCACGGGCGGGGCGGCGUCAAGACCGCGCACGACAAGCGGCGCGAACAGGAAAUCCAGGACUAUGAAGAGGCCAAUUUCACUCGGUUGCCGGAAAAGAAGACCCAGAAGAGCAAACACCACCAGCGCCGUGAUCAGAUGCACACGUUUGGCGGUGAGGAUUUUUCGAUUUUCAAUAACGACCGGCUGAUGCUGGAGGGGACGCUGAGAAAGCGCAAGGCGAUGUCGGCGUGGGACCGCGCCAAGCGGAGAAAGUAA